Rhincodon typus (whale shark) is the source of this 2322-nucleotide messenger RNA. RefSeq names its product disintegrin and metalloproteinase domain-containing protein 12-like. The transcript has 6 exons. The record is from RefSeq and is a predicted model, not a curated record. Lineage: Eukaryota; Metazoa; Chordata; Chondrichthyes; Orectolobiformes; Rhincodontidae. Bases 170 to 820 code for a protein of 216 amino acids.
AAGUAGAAAAAUAAAGCUUUUUCUUCACUUGAACUUUUAACAAUUGCUUACGAGUAAUUUUAUGCAUUAAUAGGUUUGCAACAACAAUAAAAACUGCCACUGUGACCAUGAUUGGGCUCCUCCAUAUUGUGACAAACCUGGGUUAGGAGGGAGCAUAGACAGUGGACCCAUGAGGCUUGAAGAAAGUAAUAGCCUGUUUGUGGGCAUACUAGUUACAGUCUUGAGUCUUAUCACUGCGGGGGUGAUAAUGUGUUUCAAACGGAAGACAUUGCUCCAGCUGCUGUUCUCACAUAAAAUAACAACAGUUGAAAAGUUAAGGACUGUAGGUCCGACUAGAUCAUCAACCCCAAGCCAAUCUAGUAGUACAUACACAACUCCCAUCAAAAGACAAGCCAAAAUUCACAAGACAGACAAUCUGCAGUCAACCAGCUCAUUUCCACCCCAUAAUGUGCGAGAUCAAGCUGUGCGAGGACCACCUCGCUAUCAGCCAGUUCACAUUAGUAAUCCAUUGCCGAAUUCAGUUGCAAGAGCAAAUUUGCACUUUUCCCUGACACCUCAGCGGGUCCUGCCCCCACUGAACCACAGUAUGGCGUCUAAUUCAGGAGUACCAAGCAGACCAUUGCCAGCCAACCCCUCCUUCAGAAAUCCACAGGGUCCUUCAAUGCGCAGUCCUCCAAAGAAACCUCUGCCAGCAAAUCCUAUAAACAGGCCAUCACAACUGAAUGCUCCCUUCAUACAGCACCCUGAGGUCCAGAUCAAGCCUGUCAGACCAGCACCCAAGAAGCCUCAGCAGCACAAUAAGAUUAACCGACGAUGUUGACAUCGAAUGACAAAAAGAAUUUACCUGCCAGCAACUGACCAAACAUGUUUGCACUAUAUGAGAAUUCUAAAUGGAGUUAGUCCUCUUAUUAACCAGCAUUGCAAAUAGGAACUGUUCUUCUUUGUAUCCAUUUCUGUGCUAGCAUUUCUUGACUGGCAUGAGCAAUGAAUAGCAAGGUACUGGUGUCUACCAAGCUAUUCCUUUAAUCCCAACUAGACAAGAAAUAAACUUUAUAUGCAUAUAGUUGAGAGAUGCUGGUACUUCAGUCUUUUAUACGAAGGAAGUGGUCCUGUCACUCUCCUAUCAUUAAUAUCUCAUGUUACCACAAAGAAUCUUAGCAACAUGCCAUAGUGGCUUCAUUGUACCACAUCACUGGGUUUUUAUGGUGUACCAUCUGCUUCCACACUAAAGAUGCAUUUUAUUCCAUUUUUUAAACAAAUAUGCCAUCAAAGCAAUGUAUUUAGACAGUAAACACACCAAAAUAUAUCAGUGCCUUCAAUGUAUAAGCAAGAGAUCACAUGGACACAAUGCCCUUGUGUACUAUGCCAUCAGAUCCACUCAUUUUAUGGGUUGUAUGACAGAGGGCCAUACACGGCACUUGUAAAAUCAAUCAAAUUUUGUAUGACUUAAGAAACCACAUGAUUAGGCAUUUUAAUUUAACAGAAGUGCUAAAUAUGUUAAUAGUGAUUGAUCAAUUGUUUGAAAUGCAUUCUUAUACUGUAAAUAAGAGGUAAGCUCACACCACUAAAGGUUGUGAUAAAAUUAGUUGGUGCUUAACAUAUUUUGUGUACUAUUACAGAACUGAUAGAUAAAGGGAUUCUGAGCUCCUGUUUUUGGUGCUGUGGCUCCUUAUGGUGCUGUGUACUUGCUCAGGUACGUGUAAAUUAUUAAUUUAUGUUGAAUAUUUAUUACAAUGCAGUGCACUGUGGUGGACACUUUUACAGUAGCUGAAUUUUCUUAAAGGAAAAUUUCUCUGAGUGUCAUAAUUGUGAUCAUUUUCAGUGAAAAAAAUUCCACUUAAUUGCAACUAAGUAGAAUAAAUGUAUUGCUCUAAAGUUACUAGGGCACGAAUAAACACAAUGUGCUAUUAUUCUUAAACAGCAGGAAUUAAAAUAAAUCAGAUUGGGAUGAGGAAAUUCAGCACAGAUUGGAUUGAUUCACAGAAUUCAUCAAAAAUCAAAUCACUGCAUUGUUUUCUUUUCAGGUCAACCAUUUUGUAAAAUGAUUUUUAAAGAUUCCAAACUUGUUAUUAGUGUCUCUAGUUUAUUGAUUAAACUAUACUCACAUUUUUGUAGCAUUUACAUAUACUAGAAGGUCAGCUAGCCACUCAGAGCUCUUUUUGUUAAAUGAAAUGUAUGUAACAUUCCAUUUAAGCUAGUUCAAAUUUGAUGUGUAUUUUAGGUUUUACAGGGAAACACUUCCACAGUUUGUUUUCCUCUGCCAUUGAUUCAAGAUUAUGCUUGUGAACAGUCCAUUAUUCACUAAACUUGGUGUUCAAAUAA